Molecule: messenger RNA, 860 nt
Organism: Hyaloscypha bicolor E
Lineage: Eukaryota; Fungi; Ascomycota; Leotiomycetes; Helotiales; Hyaloscyphaceae
Exons: 1
Coding region: 146-661 (171 amino acids)
Source: RefSeq, a predicted model, not a curated record
AGUUGCCCGUCACAAAGGGAAUCGCAUUCGUACGAUCAAACGAAUAGAUCGAGUCUCCUUCCCUCGAACCAUUGUUCCGACCACUCGGUGCGGUUCAAUCUUCCAGACCUUGCUGAAACAAUGAACUGACAUUGUACCCAAAGCAAUGGAUACAAUAACCAUGAUCGCCUUGCUCUGGCUGAGUUUGCCUCGCCUCGCCCUCCGAGCCAUCUUCCUCACUAUCGUCUCUCACCUCAUCUCUCUCGUCUGGAAGAUCUUCAUACUCCUCGCCCUCAGCUUCGCGCGUGUGAUCUCCGCAUUAUUUUUCGUCCUAUUAAUAUGUCCAAUCCGGAUCAUCGAACGAGUCUUCUCCCAUCAUAGCCCCUCCAAUUUUGGCACCAGCAUCCAAACCACCAACCACUCGGCUCCGACUCAAGAAAGCAUGAGAGGCAACCAGGCGGGCAAGAACGGCAUACCGAAUGAUUGGGUUACAAUCAAACUUUGUGGAACAGAUGAGAUCUCGCACUUUCAGCUAGAUGAUCGGACGGUGGUUAUAACUGAGAUGGUGGAUGGUAUAUUCGAUGGAUGGAUUGGGAGCUGGGAGGAGAGGGAACUGUUUGUGACAACGAGAGCGGAAAUUGACGUGAAGGUUUCCGAGUGGCUGAAGACGCGUGAAGCAUAAUUGGCGGAAGUGGAUGGACGCUGGGGGGCAGGAGGACGCAUACCAUGCCCCUUCUCGAGAAGGGUCGUGAUUGAAGCCGUUGUUUCCGCUCAGCUGGCUAGAGAUGGAAACAUAAGCUCCUACAUGAAGCAUAGCGUCUGAGUAGGGCAUCAAGCCGUAAUUGUAAUCAUAAUCCCAAAAGCGGAGGGCAGUAGAGGCA